GUCGUCUGAAGUUCAGUAGCGGCCACUACAGCGCAGCGAAACCGCCCUAUAAGGCCCUCAUUCACUGCACUCAUCAGUUCAAUCACACUUUAUACGCUAUCUAAUACCCGUCUAUUGGGGACUGUCUCCUUUACACGAGAAAUCCCGCUACCUGUCCGCCUCUGAAGGCCACUCACCCACCUCAACUGCCAGUUGUCCUAGGACAGCGCAACCGACAGAGAGCUAGCCUAUUGAAGGCACUUACAUCCUUCUUCAUAUCUUUUUCUGUCUCAGAAUUUCGAUGGAGGGUGUGUUGCCACAGAGGGCGUCGCUAGUGGCAGAGCGCAUAGGCCAACUCAAUGAAAUUCGCCGUCGCCGUGAUAAAUUUCUCUCCGAAAUGUAUAUUCUAUCGAGAAGGCAAGGCCUGGAAGGAGAAGUACUCGAUACCAACAUCAACCGGGACGAGCUAAAGUCCUUCUUGCAGGCGCAAGACAUGAGGAAACAACCAGGCAUGGAAAACGUGGCACCUCUGUUGGAGGCUGUUUCCGAACCAGGAUCCCCUUUCCGUUACCCUUCAGUUUCCGGCACAGGUAGCCCUUCUCCCGGCCCUUCUCGCACACUGUCCCCGUCAGCUCAACCGACGGUCGAGCGACCUUCACCUUUCGCACAGCAUGCGCAGAUUCAGGGUCUACGAGUCUCAGAACCCGUCGCAGAGCGCAUGGACAUAGAUGAGGAACUAAUACCUAUCAUUGAAGAACCUCCUCUCGCUGCUGCAGAGCGGGCUGUAUCUGAAGAUGUCAUACACGUCGGUGGUCCACCAGAACGUCCUUCUGAGCAGCCGCAAGAACUAUUUCCUGGUCCUCGAAUGUACCAGCCUUCACGCGAAGAAAUGUAUAAAGCGCACCCUGUAGCAGCACGCAUCUCACCCGGCAGUAUGACAGAGCUCAGACGUGAAGAUUUGGUGGCUGCCGCACAUCCAGCUACCAUUGUCUCGGAUUUGGUAGCUAUGCAAGGCGUCGAGGAGGAGAAACCUUACGGCGCGAUUGCAAUUGAACGGCCUAUGCAACGAGAAAUGAGUGAAGAUGAUGUAUCUGCGCUGUUGCAAUCAUCGUCUUUCUCAGAACCUCCUUUGCCAAUAACCAGGACCGAGUCGAUGCAAGCGCGAUACCUUCUCUCCGAACCUCCUUCGUCCACGUUAUUUGCGCGGCCAGCAUUUGCUUUUGAUGAGAACAUGAUUGGUACUGUGCCCUCAGUAGAGGAGCAGCCGGAAGCCACGAACGUCGGCUCCACUGUGGAGGCACUCAAUGCGCAGUAUACUCUCCCUCCCUUCAGCAUGCUUCCUGCUGAGUUCCAGCGGAAGAACAAGCCCUCUCGUCAACGAAAACGUGAUCGAGAAAAAGAGAAGGGCGACGGCAAAGCACAGCCGGAAUGGACACCUUUGGGACUCAAUAGAUGGGGCGCAACUAUACGCGCUAAUCCCGUGUCUACGAAGGUCGCUAGAGCUAACAAGUGUCUCAUGACGAAGGACUGGAAUGUGGCUAUCACUGAAGUGCGAAUCAUCCGUACUCUGGAUAGAGUUGAAAAACUCAAAGAUGCCGGUCGAUGGAGUUUUCGUCAACCCAAGAAGCAGCGUGGUGUUGGCGGUUUAAUGAAGACUCAUCGUGAUUAUCUGUUGGAGGAGAUGAAAUGGAUGCGCACUGAUUUCCGUGAGGAGCGACGAUGGAAACUUGCGCUGGCUUACAACCUCGCUCAUGCUGUUAUGGAAUGGCACGAGGCGGGAUCUUUGGAAGAACGUGUUCGUCGACAUAUCUGCGUACUUUGGAAGCGACCACGUCCGGAUGAGUUAGAAGAAGAGGACUCGAUUGAGAAACCUCUUGAUAUCUUUGAGAAUGUGAUCGGCGACGAGGACGGAGCUGAUGACUCAAAGGGGCAUUCAACACCUGCAAACGACUUUGGCUCUGACGACGAUAGUGAUGAUGAACAGGACAAAGACCAUCAAGACGUUCUUGAUCCUACUACGACCUUAGAGGAUGCACUAAAUCAGGACGAAGCUGUUUCUGAGUUGGGUCAAAUUGCUGAGAUCCCGAGUCUACAAGAUGUGCAGCCGAAGGUCGAGGAUGUCGAGGACCUCACCGCUCUGCGGGAUGAGAUGGAUAUUUCUAACGCUAUGGACGUGGACCCUGCGGACCCUCAAGAGGAAAUCAAGAAGGAGCCCGCAGAAGCUCAGAAGGCCAUAGCCCCCCAGAUAGACAAUCCUGCAGGCGCGCCCGGCCUCAAACCGACGUCUCAGAAUCCGCUUCUUACCAGUCACGCCCGACAUACACAUACGAGCAAAGCACCGCACUCGAAGUCAAAGUCAAAGCCCAGCGUGUACGCUCCUCUUCGGGAAGAGAUCGUCUAUUCGGACGUAGACAAGCUAUUCGUCGAUUUAGAUGAUUUCGAGCUUGUGAAGAGCAUGUCUGAGUUAUCCACAGAGGAUCUUUCUCUUUCCGCAUCUUUGCCUCCUCCCGACCUUUCUUCCAUCUUCCCAGAUUUGCAGCCAUACGGCCUUCUAGAUGUCGCACCAGCGACCGGCAGCGAAGGCAAACGAAAAUCGGAUCGAAGAGGGGACAAGGAUGAUCCUAAUAAGAGGACGGAAGAUACGACGUAUUCAAAACUGGUCCCGACUAAUGAUUUCAUGCUGAGCAAGCCAACCCUACUUGGUCCUUUGGAACCAUCCAGACACUGGUCCGAUGGACAAUGGCAUAAUCUGGACGAAACGGCUGUAGUUGCUGACUUCAGUAGCCCCAGUUCCAGACCGGUUGACGAAAGUGCUCAUUCUACUCUGUUUGAAGUGUCUCCUGGUAUUCCCGGCGCCUCAGUGCCUAUCGGUAAGAAGCGAAUGCCUGCAGAUUUCAUUGCCAUCGCAGAGGCUGCCAGAGGCGGCAGUGCAGCGAAACGGCGCCACCUAGAGCACACUUGGACACCUCAAGAUGACACAGUACUGAAACAACUUGUGGAACGAUAUCCAGGCAAUUGGGUCCUUAUUGCGGACGCAUUCAAUACAGCUAGGGUUACCAUUUCUACUGAGAAACGGAGCUGGAUGGAGUGUCGGGACCGUUAUGUUGCACGCUUCAUGACAGCAGGCGGCGCCGACGAAGAGUCUCGUACAAAUGUUCAAGUAUCCCAAAUUGCAACGCGUGGCACUAAGCGUGCUAGCACUGCCAUGUCUACUCCAGUGACUGGAGGCGGCGUACUUGAUUACAAACGUCGAAGACACACCCUGAUGCACGAGACCAUUCGUAAGGCGGCGAAGAAAAGGGAACAGACUCUGAAAGUGCAAGCCUCGCAGCGGAAACCUCCUGCAAUGCAUGAUACUCAUGGUCAAUAUAACAAAAUGCCCAGGUAUACUCCCCAAGAACUGAGUCGUAUGAAGGCCGAGAGGGAUGCGCGGGAGGCUCACGAAGCAAUGAUGAGGAAGCGUCAACAAGAAAUUGCAGCACAACAUCAGCUAAUGCAGCAGCGAGCUCAGGUUGGUCAGGGCGUGCCAACCAUUCCGAACAGAGCUGCGAACGGCCUUGCUGCACAACAAGCGGUUCCCCAAAUACGUGGUGUCAAUAUCUCUCAGCAGCAGCGGUUAUCAGGCAAUGCGAAUCGUUUAUCUCCUGCAUCGGCUUUGCAAGCUCAAACUCAGGCUCAACGCCUUGCAGUAGCGCAGGCACAAGCCCAAGGACAAGUACCUGUUCAAGUUCCGACAAAUAGUUUAGCUGCUUCUGGGGCCCCCGCUUUGAGCAGUGCGCACCUCGCUGCAUCCUAUAAUGCACGGCCUGCCAGUUCGUCACCAGGUCUUCCUCAACAUUCACCUCCUCAUCUUCCUAACACCAUUCCUCAUGUUGCCUCUCCUCGGCCUCCUUCCGCGCAAGCUCAUUCAGGUUUAUCGGAUGCUCAACAAGCUGCCAUGAAUGCUCUGCCCCGCGCUACGGUACCUCACUAUUAUCCCAAUCUUGGACAGUUCACACCAGAGCAAUUGGAACAAUAUCAGCAGACUCGAAGAUUACAGAGCAUAAUUCUCCAGGCACCAGCAAGCAGCCAUGCAACACCAGAAUCCGCAGAAUGGUCCCUAUCCUCAGUCAUAGUAAUUAAUUCGCUUUCGUCAUCUGUCCAUAUUGCUUUGUAGCUUGGAAUGCAUUCUUCCUCUCCGUUUUAAUUCUGACCAGUCAGAUAGCUGGUUGCGCGUUAACUAUGAACUGUUCCGUUUGAAUUAUGGAGUCGUAUGUGAUGAACGGGAGGGAAUGUAUGGAUUCAGGCCAACUGGCCUCUGACUCAGUGUAAGUGUCGGAGUUCGCCCGGACGCUAUGACGUAGAAGACUCAACUAGAACUG
This is a messenger RNA of Somion occarium, 4340 nucleotides long. The record is from the annotation of a GenBank genome assembly. Lineage: Eukaryota; Fungi; Basidiomycota; Agaricomycetes; Polyporales; Cerrenaceae.